CUUGGGCCUUUGGUGCUAGUUUCUUAAUUUUGCCCAGUAUUACCCCCAACUACUUCCAGCCGAAAUAAUACGUCCUUCACGCCGGCACGAUUCCUACGCCGAGUUAGAGAUAGUAAGAUGGUUUUGAGCAGAGUUGGUCUAGGCUUCUUGGGCCUUUUCUUUACGGCCGGAGCCCUUCUGUUGAUGUUCCUCGCUUUUCUCGGAGGAGCAAGGAACUCGAACCCUCUGGACAGGAUUUACUGGCUUGAAGCUGCCACGGGCAACAUCCCCGGCGCGCCGGCCUUGUCCCGAUGGACAUACUGGAAUCUGUGCGCGGUGAACAGCAAGGGACACAAUGAGUGCGGACCGUCGUAUCCUGACUACCCCUUUGAUCCCCCAAGCCACCGGACCUUUGAUACCCAUGUCAACAUCCCUUCAGCUUUCAUUGGGACCCGUCAUUAUUUCUUGACCUCCCGCUUCAUGUUCCCAUUCCACAUCAUCGCCUUGUUCUUCGCUACCUGCUCGCUCUUCACGGGGUUCCUUGCCAUGUGCACCCGCAUUGGAAAUUGGGUCUCGGCAUUCUCAGCGUACUUUGCGCUGACUUUCCAGGCCAUCACCACUUGCCUAAUGACCGCUGUCUACGUCCAGGGCCGCAAUAGAUUCAACGACAACGGCCAAUCGUCUCAUCUCGGUGUUAAGGCUUUCGCCUUCAUGUGGACUUCCGUCGCUCUCCUCUUCCUCUCCUGCGUGAUCUAUUGCAUGGGAGGCGCCGUCGGCCGAAAGGACGGCGGAUAUAGCGGACGGGAACAGAGACGGCGUGGUUUCUUCAAUUCGCGCCGAGCGGGAAGCUUGAGAAGCAACAAGGAAACCGCACCGUAAAUCUUGUUCGUCUCUUUGCCAGGGACGAGCCAGUGUCGGCGUGGCCUAGCUCUUAGGAUCACGUCCAUUUUCCUGAGUUCAAGGCUGUUGUUGCACGGAAACUCCAGUAUAACGGAUAUAGGAUUCUUGCGUUAGCGCUCACCAAGAAUUCCUGAACACUGUCUUG
Aspergillus novofumigatus IBT 16806 is the source of this 1024-nucleotide messenger RNA. Its product is annotated as SUR7/PalI family protein. Gene Ontology annotation, biological process: septin cytoskeleton organization; endocytosis; cortical actin cytoskeleton organization. Lineage: Eukaryota; Fungi; Ascomycota; Eurotiomycetes; Eurotiales; Aspergillaceae. The record is from RefSeq and is a predicted model, not a curated record. Gene Ontology annotation, cellular component: cell cortex; plasma membrane; membrane raft. Bases 118 to 858 code for a protein of 246 amino acids. The transcript is spliced from 4 exons.